CCGCCCCCGAGCCCCGGCAGCUCCAGAGCCACCCACGGGCUGGCGAUGGCGUACUUGUCCUGGAGAGUGGCGUAGCCGUGGUGUCCGAGUUUUCUGCAGGUCACUAGUUUCCCGGUAGUUCAGCUGCACAUGAAUAGAACAGCAAUGAGAGCCAGUCAGAAGGACUUUGAAGAUGCAAUGAAUCAAGUGAAACUCUUGAAGAAGGAUCCAGGAAACGAAGUGAAGCUAAAACUCUACGCACUAUAUAAGCAGGCCACUGAAGGAACUUGUAACAUGCCCAAACCGGGUGUAUUUGACUUGAUCAACAAGGCCAAAUGGGAUGCAUGGAAUGCCCUUGGCAGCCUGCCCAAGGAAGCUGCCAGGCAGAACUAUGUGGAUUUGGUGUCCAGUUUGAGUCCUUCAUUGGAAUCCUCUAGUCAGGUGGAGCCUGGAACAGACAGGAAAUCAACUGGGUUUGAAACUCUGGUGGUGACGUCCGAAGAUGGCAUCACAAAGAUCAUGUUCAACCGGCCCACAAGGAAAAAUGCCAUAAACACUGAGAUGUAUCAUGAAAUUAUGCAUGCACUUAAAGCUGCCAGCAAGGAUGACUCAAUCAUCACUGUUUUAACAGGAAAUGGUGACUAUUACAGUAGUGGGAACGAUCUGACUAACUUCACUGAUAUUCCCCCUGGUGGAGUAGAGGAGAAAGUUAAAAAUAGUGCCAUUUUACUGAGGGAAUUUGUGGGCUGUUUUAUAGAUUUUCCUAAGCCUCUGAUUGCAGUGGUCAAUGGUCCAGCUGUGGGCAUCUCCGUCACCCUCCUUGGGCUAUUUGAUGCCGUGUAUGCAUCUGACAGGGCAACAUUUCAUACACCAUUUAGUCACCUAGGCCAAAGUCCGGAAGGAUGCUCCUCAUACACUUUUCCAAAGAUAAUGAGCCCAGCCAAGGCAACAGAGAUGCUUAUUUUUGGAAAGAAGUUAACAGCAGGAGAGGCAUGUGCUCAAGGACUUGUUACUGAAGUUUUCCCUGAGAGCACUUUCCAGAAAGAAGUCUGGACCAGGCUGAAGGCGUUUGCAAAGCUUCCCCCAAAUGCCGUGAGAAUUUCAAAAGAGGUAAUCAGGAAGAGAGAGAGAGAAAAACUACACGCUGUUAAUGCUGAAGAAUGCAGUGUCCUUCAGGGAAGAUGGCUAUCAGAUGAAUGCACGAAUGCUGUGGUGAACUUCUUAUCCAGAAAAUCAAAACUGUGAUGACCACUACAGCAGAGUAAAGCAUGUCCAAGGAAGGAUGUGCUGUUACCUCUGAUUUCCAGUACUGGAACUAAAUAAGCUUCAUUGUGCCUUUUGUAGUGCUAGAAUAUCAAUUACAAUGAUGAUAUUUCACUACAGCCCUGAUGAAUAACAAGUUUUGUAAAACAAGCUUAAGAAUUCA
Nomascus leucogenys (northern white-cheeked gibbon) is the source of this 1405-nucleotide messenger RNA. RefSeq names its product enoyl-CoA delta isomerase 2 (gene ECI2). NCBI's taxonomy places the organism in Eukaryota, Metazoa, Chordata, Mammalia, Primates, Hylobatidae. The record is from RefSeq and is a predicted model, not a curated record. Gene Ontology annotation, molecular function: fatty-acyl-CoA binding.